AUGUCUGUUGAGAGGGUGGGUUCACCAAGAGAAGGAUUGACACUCAGAGUAGAAGAUUCACGAUCCAGAUUUCGCAAAGAGGAACUAGACAUCGAAAAGCUACGUACAUUUUCAAGAUCUUUGGAUGAUAUCACUUCAGAAACACUAUACAGCAAGUGGAAAAGAGCGCGGGGGGAAGGAACCAAGUCACCCUCACGCAGAGGUCGAAGCAUAUCUCUGAUUACACCGCCAAACAUCUUGCGCCAGGAAAACCAAAAGCAAAGUAAACCAGCUAGGAAGAACAGCUUCCAUGUUUUGCAAGAGAAUGUUUUCAGACCACGGGGUUGGACUAUAGCAGCAAGUCCCAUGGAGGUCAUCAAUGAGCAUUUUGCAUCGCAAACACUAGAUGUCAAUAACAACAACGAUACGCCAGCCCUAGAUGGACAAGAUGCAAAGCGUCUGUGGGGAGAAAGAAGAAGAAAUAGGAAACAAUUCAAGGUAACAUUGCAGAUUCCUCAAAAGCAACACAGACCACCAACAUAUACAGGAGCCGAAAUUACGACGGUGACUCAAGGAAAAAAGUAUCAUGUUGAUCGCAAACGAGUGAUCGAAACCGCUUCGGAAGUUUUCAUCAAACCCUCUCAAGUACCACGAUUUGUUCCCGAAUCUUCACGAGAGGACGAAAACCCUCCGAUAGUGGCGCACCUUGUGGGUGAAGUAGAUGAUGCUUCCAUAACAAUGGAGGACUCAUUUGCUGAGAAACCUUUUGACAAUUUGUCAGCCGAAACAGUAAAAAUCGAGCUCCCACAGCAGUCUGUUAGCAUGCCUGCAUCGCCAAACUUCCCAUUAAGAAAGGUUCUUGAACAUGCGUGGGAGGAAGUCACAAAAGACUCUUUUGGGGGUCUAAGUAAAGAUAUUAUUGUCCAAGACGCCUCUGAGAUGACAGCAAGCAGUGAAAGGUCAAAAGCAUCAAAGAAUACUUUCUCACUUGGCUGCACUUAUGCAGUGGUCAGCCAACCAACGCGAGCGAAUAAAAACACUGUCAAACCAACUGCACAAAUGAACAGCACUAUAAUUACCAAAGAACAACGUGCCGAACUAGAAGAAGAAUUCCAAAAGUUGAAGAAAGUUUCGCUCGAGUUGGAUAGAGCUGAGUCUGAAGAGAAAAGAUGCAACAGCCCAAAUGGUUCUUCUGGAGUUAAUUCAAAGGAUAUUUUGGAGCCACAGCCGUUCAGACGAUUCUCAGAACUUAACAAUCCAACUGUAUGGAACUCAUCGAGUCAGUCAACGGCCAGAGCUAUUCUGCAGAAUAUUACAGACGUCGCGCAUAAAACUGAAAAAGAGAGAAUUCAGGAUAUCGAGUGGGCUUUCGAGUGGAUUAGAAAAGAACUGGCUGAGCUACGAGCUCAAGAUAAAGAUAUAAUGCGGACAUUUACAAAGAUUCAAGCCGGGAUAAGGAAAAUCAAACUUCAACGCGCAUUGAGCGGCGCCUUAGACGAGCCAUACGAAUGUGACAUUGUGCACCAUUCGGUAAAUUUAAGCGCUAGCUUUUCAUAUGUUCCGCUAGUUAAAGAACUACACAACACGUUUCCGAGAAGAGCUAGUGCUAUAUGAACUUUCAAAGCUAUCUAAUCAACGGUCAAAAGUAAAUAAUUAAUUGGUUCGAAAUAGACACAUGUCUAGGCCCGUCCGCGCUUUAUAAUUAUUGACUCAAAUUAAUGGCUUUAAUCUCUGUUACUGUAAGAAAUACUCGGCCAAGUGUGUUGUUGCCGAGCGCGAUUAUUGAGUUUGAAGAUCAAUGCAGUAGAAAAUACAACUCUUCGAAGAAAGGUACUUUCGGUAGUAAUUGAUAAUAAAAGAAGCGUGUUUCACA
Messenger RNA from Stylophora pistillata, 1852 nucleotides. RefSeq lists its product as uncharacterized. The record is from RefSeq and is a predicted model, not a curated record. Lineage: Eukaryota; Metazoa; Cnidaria; Anthozoa; Scleractinia; Pocilloporidae.